This is a messenger RNA of Cucurbita pepo subsp. pepo (vegetable marrow), 1679 nucleotides long. Its product is annotated as metacaspase-1. Gene Ontology annotation, cellular component: cytoplasm. Gene Ontology annotation, biological process: proteolysis. The record is from RefSeq and is a predicted model, not a curated record. Gene Ontology annotation, molecular function: cysteine-type endopeptidase activity. NCBI's taxonomy places the organism in Eukaryota, Viridiplantae, Streptophyta, Magnoliopsida, Cucurbitales, Cucurbitaceae.
UUCGCCAUUUCCCAUGUUGGGAGAAUCAAAAUGCAAAAUGCUGAAGAAAUCAUCUCUUACUAAUUUCUAUCAAUUUGUUAGCUCCCUCUUGAAUUUGGCCUCUCUCCAUUUUUUUCCUCUCAGGUUUGUUUCUGCCGCACGAAUCGCUGAAGAAAUCUUCUGAUACUGAUCUCUACAGCUUCGGGACGGCGAAAUCAAAGCAGUAAGGAGUGUAGUUCUUGAAAUUGGAAUCUAUUCGUAGCUGCAUUAAAGGAAGUUGGAUGAAGUGCGAUUAUAUUUGAAUUCAAGAUAGUCGACAAAUUAUCGUUAUACAUAUUCCAUAAUCUGUAGUUUAUCCUUUAAUCGAUCUUAUUUGAAGAUCCUGUUCUGUUGAAGUUAUUUGUAAAUUUUAUUUUUAUUUUCCUUUUCCCUAAAUUUGGAAUUCGUUUGAUUGGAUUUGAAAUCCGACGAUGUACUAUCCGCACCCGCCGCCGAUGCUGGUGAACUGCUCCAGUUGCCGGACUCCUCUCCAGCUCCCGCCGGGAGCUUCGUCGAUUCGCUGCGCUAUAUGCAGGGCGGUGACGCAGGUCAUGGACCCACGCUCCGUCCCUCCACCGUCGUCUUAUCAAGCGCCUCCGCCGGCACCGUCGCCUUAUAACCACGCGCCGCCGGGACCUCCCGCCCAUCCGCAUGGCCGUAAAAGGGCUGUGAUCUGUGGGAUCUCUUAUAGGCACUCGAGACAUGAGCUCAAGGGUUGCCUCAACGACGCUAAGUGUAUGCGUUAUCUUUUGAUCAAUAAAUUCCGUUUUCCAGAAGAUUCUAUCCUCAUGCUUACAGAAGAAGAAACUGACCCCUACAGAAUUCCCUACAAAAACAACAUUAGAAUGGCAUUGUAUUGGCUAGUACAAGGUUGUCAACCAGGUGACUCCUUGGUUUUCCAUUAUUCUGGUCACGGAUCUCGCCAAAGGAACUAUAAUGGCGAUGAAGUUGAUGGAUAUGAUGAAACACUUUGCCCUUUGGACUUUGAAACUCAGGGAAUGAUCAUUGAUGAUGAAAUUAAUACGGCAAUUGUUAGACCUCUUCCUCAAGGUGUAAAGCUUCAUGCAUUCAUAGAUGCUUGCCAUAGUGGAACCGUACUAGAUUUGUCAUUUCUAUGCCGAAUGAGCAGGAGUGGACAAUACAAAUGGGAGGACCAUCGCCCGCGAUCUGGAGUAUGGAAAGGAACGAGUGGUGGAGAAGUUAUUUCUUUCAGUGGCUGUGAUGAUAACCAGACCUCUGCUGAUACAUCUGCUCUGUCAAAGAUAACAUCAACAGGUGCCAUGACUUUCUGCUUCAUCCAAGCGAUCGAGCUCGGACAUGGAGCUACGUAUGGGAGCAUACUGAACUCGAUGCGAAAUGCUAUAAAAAAUGCAGGAGUUGGUGGCGACAUUGGUGGCGGUAUCGUGACGUCGCUGGUCACCAUGCUUUUGACUGGUGGGAGCGCCAUAGGUGGUCUCGGACAGGAGCCACAAUUAACCGCGUGUCAACCGUUCGAUGUUUAUACGAAACCUUUCUUUCUGUAAUUUCCUUUUCCUUGAUUGACUUACAAGAUGAUGGUUGAAGAUUACAUUUGGAGGAGGACUAUGUCGGCCUAUUUUCUCUAUUUGAUAUAUGGUCGUUAGAAAUUUAUGGCAUGGAAAAUAAGGCAAUUCAAUCGAUCA